AUAUAUGUUGUGAUGGACAAGAUGUGCAGAUGGAGUGGAUGAUCAGCAUUUUUACUGCUCAGCAUGAAGAUAUAUGGCCACCUGCUGGAAAAGCAAGAAAACAGUCUAUAACUAAAAGUCCAAAGAUUGGAGGCUUACCACUAAUUCCCAUUCAACAGGACAAGAACACUUGUAAAAUCAGAGGGAGUACUGAAAAUAUAGAACUGCAAUCUGGGAAACAAAAAUUUGGUGAGCAUCAUAAAAAUGACUUUCUGGAAGAAAGAAAAAACUUGAAAGAAAAAGCAUGUAUUGUGGCACAAUGUUUGGAACGGAAGGAGGAGAAAGUACGAAAUCAUGCAAAAACACAUCGGGGCUUGAUCUCUGAGGAUGUAGGUGCAGGGAUGACUGACCUACAAAGACCACAUAAGGCACUGAAGAAAAAUAAGAACAAAACAAACAAAACCACUUUGGAAUUAGAUAACAAAUUGCCAUCAAAUGUGAUUCAGGAACUAAAUACAGUGCUGCAGAACAGAGCAUUUAAUGAUGAAACCUCCAGCUGAUUUCCCGAGUCUGAAGGGGGUUUUUUUAUGUAUACAUAUAUAUAUAUGCAUGUAUGUGUAUUUUCUGGACAAAAGUAGUCUUUUUUGAUGUGUGUAGUUUGUACAGGGCAGACGAAAUAUAAUUUGCUUAUAUGGAGCUGUUGAUUCUAUAUAUGUGUAUGCCACAUGUUAUAAUUUAAGAUUAAACUGAGAGAACUGAUUAUGUGAAACUCCUGAAAUUUGCAAGUUUUCCAGGGUUUUUUCUAUUUUUUUAUUGUAGAUUUUGUUCGGUAUAAUUAUUCUAAGCACUAUCUAAAGCUUUUGCUCUGUGUAUAUUCUGUACCAUCUUGUAAGUACUGAAGAGAUAUUUUUGGAAGGAAGACAAGAUAUACAAUGAAAUACAUACUGUUGGCCUGUGAUAUUUUUAAUUGUCUAACACUAUAAAAAUGAGUCACAUCUGCUUUGAAAAGUCAUUUUUGCAUGUAAAUUUCUUUUUGUAUGUAAGAAUAAAAUUAGUAUCUGCUUCCAUAGAUUUGUCCUCUGACAGAGCAGCAUGUGAAAGAAUCAAAAGGGAGAGGCAUGUAGUAGACAAGACAAAGUAUUAGUUCUUGUAUCUCAAAACUGUGUCUAUAUGGUGUACAUCUGAUUAUGACAUCUAAACAAUGAGAGAGAAUACUGAGGAUGACAAAAAGAAGUCUUCAAAGCAACAUCCAAUUUAAAAGGGUAUAUGAAUUGGAAGAUAAGCAUCAUCUCUUUAUGCUCAACAGGCUCAAAUAAUUUUAUUUUAUAAACAGACCUUGGUUAGCUCAGGGUGACAAAAGCAGGCUUUAGAGCUGGCUUGGUGCUGACAAAGUUGCUGGCAUCUGAUGAAUAUUUAAUAUUCGUGUAAGAAAUUAAUAUCCUUAAGAAAAAAAGGUGUCGUCCCCCCCCCAACCUAUCUAUCAGAAGGGCACAAACUCACUCAAUUAAGAAGUGCCAGUUACUAAAUGGGUGAGGACCCUUUACCGUGAGGACAAAGGUGAGCACUAUGCUCUUCGCAGGGGCUAGGAAAUGCUCAUGCUAUAACUUCAGGACGGCUCUUCUGAGUGUGAGGAGAGGUCCCAAGGUUGAGACAACAGCCUCAGUUACCUCCUUUGCUGCAUUCUGAGUAUGUAGGUAGCAGUUCCUGAAGACAUACGAUGUACUGCCCUGCAGUGACUUUGGUUUUUAAGCCCUGAGUUCCUUUAAAUUUAAAAACUGCCAUCCGUCUAAAAAGCAAAACCUACGUAAGGAAUUAAAUUAUUUGGUUUUCUUCAGUUGUUUUGUGAAUCACGCCUUCGCUUAUCCCAUGGGAUUGCCUCCUUCCUCUCUCAUGGCAUAUCCCAGUUUUUCCUUUGUCCCAUAACAGCUGGAUGGGCAAAAGGCGCUGCUGUGCUGAGGCUGUUUCCAGGUGUGGCAGAUGGUCUCUGGUUAAGCAGCAGGACCAACAGAGCAGAGAGCUAAUGAGCUCACACUGCAUCUUUGCUUCAGGGCAGGCAUUAUAGCAGCAUCUGCUUAAUUUUGCUGCUGUCCCUUUUGUGCUCUGAUUAGCCACUCUGCCACAGAUUUUCAUCAGCCUUUUAAGAACUUACUGACACCUUUAGUGUUCCUCAAGUUUCAUUGGAAUUGACCAGACCUCUUAGUGCAGAAGAAAGAAUUUUAAACUAUUUCUUGUUUAUUGGAAAUUGUUUUAAAU
Molecule: messenger RNA, 2232 nt
Organism: Egretta garzetta (little egret)
Lineage: Eukaryota; Metazoa; Chordata; Aves; Pelecaniformes; Ardeidae
Product: arf-GAP with Rho-GAP domain, ANK repeat and PH domain-containing protein 2-like
Exons: 3
Coding region: 30-539 (169 amino acids)
Source: RefSeq, a predicted model, not a curated record